GGCGGACGAGCGAGCGCGAGAGCUCCUGCGCCCGGGCGCACGGCGGGAGCGGCGGUGGUGCUGUGGCUCGCCAGGAGCCGGGAGCCCCGACACACAAAGGCUGGUGGGAUGCGUGAGCAACCCGGGAGCCGGGAAAGGGAAAGGGAAAGCGAAAGCCGCGGGCACGGCAGGUGACGGCGAAGGCGCCGCGCAGUCCUCCCGACGCCGGCGGUACCCGGGCCUGCCCUCCUGGGCCUGUCGGCCCGAAUCCGGCGCGCCGCAGCCAUGGCUAUCGCCCACCUGGCCACCGAGUACGUGUUCUCGGACUUCUUGCUGAAGGAGCCCUCGGAGCCCAAGUUCAAGGGGCUGCGGCUGGAGCUGGCCGUGGAUAAGAUGGUCACGUGCAUCGCCGUGGGUCUGCCCCUGCUGCUCAUCUCGCUGGCCUUCGCGCAGGAAAUCUCGAUCGGUACCCAGAUAAGCUGUUUCUCCCCAAGUUCCUUCUCCUGGCGGCAGGCUGCCUUCGUGGAUUCGUACUGUUGGGCUGCCGUUCAGCAGGCCUCCUUGCAGGGCGAUGCCGGACGCCUUCCGCUGUGUCUGCAUAAGUUUUUCCCCUACAUCUUGCUGCUGGUGGCCAUCCUCCUGUACCUGCCCUCCCUGUUCUGGCGUUUUGCAGCUACUCCUCAUCUUUGCUCAGAUUUGAAGUUUAUCAUGGAAGAACUUGAUAAGGUUUACAACCGCUCAAUUCAAGCCGCAAAGAGCAUGUAUGAUGAUCAGGACGUGAGAGAUGGUGCUGGCCCCGUUCCGGGGCUUCCUGAGAACAUGGGGCAAAGUUUGUGGGAGAUCUCUGAAAGCCAUUUCAAGUACCCGAUUGUGGAGCAGUACUUGAAGACAAAGAAGAACUGUAAGAACUUAGUCAUCAAGUACAUCGGCUGCCGGUUGCUGACGCUCAGCAUCAUACUGUCCGCGUGCGCCUACCUGGGCUAUUACUUCAGCCUCUCGUCGCUGUCUGACGAGUUUGUCUGCAACAUCAAGUCCGGGAUCCUGAGAAAUGACAGCACCAUCCCCGAUCGCUUUCAGUGCAAGCUCAUCGCCGUCAGCGUCUUCCAGUUGCUCAGCCUCAUCAACCUCGUGGUUUAUGUGCUGCUGGCCUUCGUGGUCAUCUACACGCUCUUCGUUCCCUACCGACAGAAGACAGACAUUCUCAGGGUGUAUGAGAUCUUGCCCACUUUUGAUGUCCUGCAUUUCAAGUCGGAGGGGUACAACGACCUGAGUCUCUACAACCUCUUCUUGGAGGAGAAUAUAAGUGAGCUCAAGUCCUACAGGUGUCUGAAGGUACUGGAGAAUAUUAAGAGCAGUGGCCAGGGCAUCAACCCAGUGCUCCUUCUGACUCACCUUGGCACGAUCAAGAUGGAUGUCAUGGAUGGCAAGAGACCGGAGCCUGUGGAAAUGACGACAGAGGAGCCGGGGGACCCAAUGACGGAGCUCAAAGAUUUGAAUGAACCCAGUGAAAUUAAAGUAAAUAACGGAGAGACGAAUGCUCGACAGAGACUUCUGGAUUCUUCCUGCUGAUGAUUUUUUUUCCCCUUGAACAUGAGAUCCGUGACUUCUGUGACAUGGGAUUUGUAUUGGCUGUCAGGUUCCCAGACAGUUCUCAGUAGAGCUACUGAGCAUGCCUUAUUGAGUCCCCAAUGAAAAUGAUGGUCCACAGAACGUUCUAGGAGAAUGGUUCAUGAACUCCUGAUGAGCAGCACCAUGGAGAUGGGUCAACCCCAGCAAGUGUACAUGUAUGAGUCCUCAUCCCAUGGAGAUGGGAAGGCUUAUCAAAGCAAGAGUCUUAGCCCUGUUUGCCUCAAAGAAGCACCUUUCUGGAGAGAUGCUGCAGUGAGACUCGGAGCUACCAGCAAGGACUUCAGUAGGCUUUUAGUAUUUGUUGUGUGAAAUAAUAAUAAACCUGUCAGGAUACAAUUGUAACAUGAAUCUCCUAUGUGCCCUUAACGACUGUUGCACGAGAAAACCAUUCACUGACCAGCGGGGUACCUGCUGUUGGCGGUGUCCUCCACUUGGGGACAGUGAGGCUCCUGUGCCCGCAGGCUCUGUGGUGCACCCUGCUGCUUGUCCCCGAAAUUGCGGCGCCGGCUCUGCUCUGGAGGGCUCUGGGCCCCCGCACCGCUCCACCUGGAAUCGUGGUGAGCAAGGCAGGGCCCCGGGGACAUUUACUUGCGAUUUCCGUACAGGAAAGAAUGCUUCUCACAGAGCCCAGUGGGGAAAUCUGGACAUACAGAACAGGCUAUUUCAGUCCGUUUUCCAAGGGGUUCUCUGCAGGUCCUUCCUCUCUUAGCAAAAGACUCGAAACAGGAUGUUAAGCAAAUGAACAGAACACAGAAUGCUUUUUAAAAAAGAAAAAAAAAGGGACAUUUUGCUUCUUACGAUCAGAACGUAUAAAUGACAUCUGCCAUAUGGUGUGCUUGGAACCAGACCAGCUUAACGGUUUAUUUUAUUUAUAUUUAAGCACAUCUUUUAAAAAUUCAUUUUAAUUUAGAAUCCUGGGACGUCAGAACUGAGGCCAUUUGGGAAGGAUGUUCUAGCGUUGAUGGAGAAUUAGAGGAUAAAUGUUACAGAUGGAUAUAUAACACUCAAGCAUUAUUUCGUAAACAUUUAAGGCCAGUUCAGAGUAUAUAAAAACCUUUCCCAGUUCUAACCAUGGAAAUAGGUCCAAACUAUGUUUACAUUUUAUACAAAACCCUUUAAAAUUCUGUCCGUGGAUCUGUUUUUAUUCUUAGGAAGUUAACAGAUUACUAAAGUGAGUAAUCCUCAGGAACCUCAAAGUUUACAUUUGGCUCCUAGGGAGAGUUGUUUACUUAAUCUAAUUACCGUUUGAAAAACAAAAUUUAUAUAAGCUGCUCAGAAUAUUCUGAGAAUACUCUACUCUCUUUUCAGAAUACUCACAGAAGCGGGUUUUAGUUGUGCUCCUGUGAUGGUGUCUGAGAUGGAAAGCUAAUGAUAAGUCUUAAGGAUGCAGUCAGUGCUUUAAAUUAUUCUUAUUACAUGAUAUUUAUUACCGUUGAAUUAGUGUGACUUAGAAAUGGUAGGAACCUAAAUACUCCCAUUUUCCUUCAUUUUUAUAUCGCCAUAUCCAAGCGUUCCAUCACAGCUCUCCACAUUGGUUUCUUUUUAUAAUUUGAAAAGAUUUCUGAGAGCUUUUUCUGAUAUACUUUUUUCCCCCAAAAAGCUUCAUCUUCUUUAUAGGUGGCCCCUAAUUUGUACUUUGAAGUGGUAAAAUAGAUCCAUUAUUUUAGGAAACCAGCAACUCCCUCAGCCCUGUCACAUGGAAUCCUUCUAUCAGAGUUGAUAUAGUUGGAGUCCUUGACCCUUCUUCCUCUUCCCUGUUCCUACACACUGAGCUCCAGUAGGUUCUGGGAUAUCCCGGGCCCGUCAUGCUUGUCAUGCUCGGCACUGACUGUUGGAUAUAACGAAUAAGGCCGGUCCCCAUCUUUGAGGAGUUUACAGCCUAGUCACAAGCAGCAAAGGCAGAGGCAGGUACAAAGAAGAGUAGCCACGAUAAAGGCCCUUGCAGAAAACUCCCAGCAACUGCUCUGUGUUCAUGGGAGACACCAUAUUGUUUUCCUCUCCCCAGAGCUUCUGUAGCUGCUGGUCUUGAGAGUCUAGUUGUAGUUUUUCCCAGAGGCUCUUUAGCCACCAGUCCUCCAGUGUGAAGCUGGGACAAAACAAUAGCAGAGUGGUUUUGCCCAGGAAGGGCUCCACUGGCCUUCUGCACCUUCCCUGGCAGGGAGGGGGGGGGCAAGUCUGUGGUGGACAUGGAGCUGCCUGUGGGGUUGGCCGUGAAUGACCGUCGUGGAGCUAAGAGGCUGAGGUGGAUGCCCGGCCCUACAUUCCAGCAUGGGGAGAAAGCAUUACCAGGAAAGUGAACUCCUCCAUCCCCUGGGAGUUGCUGGCUUACAGGAUGACUUUCGAGGCCUCAGUUUCCUGAGGGUAAAGAGUCGUCCAGUGCUUUCUACAAAGGGACAGACAGAUCGUGACUGAGGACCCCAGGGCUACUGACUUUGUUUCUGGCUCACGUCUUCCUAGAAAAUCACCAGCUGGGACUGGACCCAAUCAUCCUGAAAGCAGCGUCCGGCCACCUGUUUGCUUUUACCACAGGACAGGCAGAGACAUCCAGAGUAGACCUUUUCAGACUUCUGGGAAGUUACAAACCCGAAAUAUUUUAAAAGGUACAAACCCUCCCCUGCGAUGCACACACAGCAUGAAAUGCACCAUCAGGGCCCGUCCUUGUGCGUGCUCUCGGGGCCAGAGCCCAGGCCGCCCGGCCCACAGUGGAGGCCUCUCGGCCCUUGCAGGGAGCAGCUGCUUCCAGCAGUGUCUCCAUGCUGUGUUCACGUAGUGAGAUCGUGUUUGCACACUUUCAAGUGUGCUGUACCUUCUGAGGAGUGGAGCUCAUUGUCUAGAGUCGGGCUGAACAAGCCAGUUAAGACAGUGGGUGGAUGGCAGCAUCCUGGAGCGACCCGGCCACCGCCACUGACCCCGUUCAGCCUCUUCGAACACCUGCGCAGUGCUUUGUCCGACUUGGUGGUUGUGCUGGUGAAAAUGCUAGCAGCUUCCGGCUGUGCGGCAGGUCUUGUUGCAUGUUUGUGUUUGGUCUGUGGAAGCCGAGCCUCUGUCCUAUCCGAGAAUGAGCCAAGGUGGGGCGGCAGGGCGGACGCUCCCACGGGCGGAGUGUUGCACACUUUUUCAGGUGUGUUCGUAGUGGGGUAUUGUGCUUACUGUCCGUCCCGGGUCCAUAGAUGGUUUACGACGACGGCAGUUUUUAAUCUGCUGUACUGUAAGCUAACCCAGCGGCUGGCGGGUCAUAGGCAUUCUGUAAAUAUUUGCUGAACACACGAACACGCUGUUGGGAGAAGGCUCGUUUGUUAGCAACUGUGAUCUGAUUUGAAAAGGCACACGGUCCUCUGCAGGAAAGGAGAGGGGAGACUCCCUCAGCCUCCUGGUGGAGAGAGGAAGAUUUGUGUAAAUGACUAGGUCUGUGCGGCUAAGUAGUGGCAGUUCUUAGCUGCUUCUUGCGGCCCCUCUCCAAGUUCAGUACAAGUUCGGUGUUGCCCUGCAGUGAUUAGCGAAAUUGAAGUUUUGAAGCUCCUGAUCUCAAGUCACUUCCCAGAACAACCUCUUGAUUUGAAAUGUGCAAUUAGCGCUGAUUGGGGUUUCAAAUGAGGGCAUGGAGAUGAAAUGGCCCUUCUGGGCAGUUGGCCAGGGGGGGCCUGUUUUUCACAAAUAAUGUGAAACCUUGAAAGGGCUGGCAAAAAUGAUAGUCACUUGUGGAACAUAAUAGAUGAUAAUUCACCAUUGUUUUGUUCGGCCAGCUUGAAAUGAAAUGUAUUGUUUGGGGGGAGGGUCUCUUCUUAGGUGUAAAAAUACUCUGUCACUUAAAGCAUGCAGUUCGAUCAGUGAUUGUUCUUCGAGUUCUUGAAAGUUGUUAGAGUUUCUCAGGCCGUGUGAGCUUUCCCCUGCCCCCCCCCCCCCGAUGAGGAAAAUCCUCGUAGAAUUCGACAGUGUCACAAGUGUUCCCUACAAAAGCGGACGCCAUCCAUUCCUCUUUAACAAGUUGGCUUUUUGAAAGCACUGUAAUUACAAUCUCAUGGAGUUCUGUAGAGUGGUGCUCUAGGCGUACUUUAAGUUCUUUUUAAUGACUAAACAUCUUCAAAACUUUUAAAGAAAAAUACACGUGUUCUUUUCUGCUGUGUCAUUCGGUAAGAACGAUCGAUUUCUGCUCCACACAGAUCAAAGGAUGACAGCGUAUCAGUGUUAGAAAAUGAUCCUUAAAAAAAGCACAAGAAUCUUGAAAGCUCUGCGGUUUGGUGGUUCUCGCUAGGACAUUUUAGAUUCCUACGUAAGUCACUUGUCCAAGUUCUGCAUUCUGAUCAAGCUGCCUUCCCCUUAAGGAGGGAUCCAAGGCUGCCCGUGUCUGUAGCGAAGGCAGAAACGAUGUUUUCGUUCUGCAGUGUUGCACCCACCUCAAUAAAACUUCUCUCAG
Zalophus californianus (California sea lion) is the source of this 6022-nucleotide messenger RNA. It is a transcript of the gene PANX1, whose product is annotated as pannexin 1. Gene Ontology annotation, molecular function: channel activity. The transcript has 5 exons. The record is from RefSeq and is a predicted model, not a curated record. Gene Ontology annotation, biological process: monoatomic cation transport; positive regulation of interleukin-1 production. NCBI's taxonomy places the organism in Eukaryota, Metazoa, Chordata, Mammalia, Carnivora, Otariidae. Bases 265 to 1548 code for a protein of 427 amino acids.